Molecule: messenger RNA, 685 nt
Organism: Triticum urartu
Lineage: Eukaryota; Viridiplantae; Streptophyta; Magnoliopsida; Poales; Poaceae
Source: RefSeq, a predicted model, not a curated record
AAUCUGUGGCCUUGGUCCAUUCCAGGAUUUCAACAUCUAGCAACCUGGCUAGGCUUCCAUGUAGGAAUUAAGAGAGCACACAGGAGAGCAAACUCAUCUCGCCCCAUGGCUCCGCCUCCAGGUAAGCUGAUGGACACGAUCAGAAGGCCGGUCGCAGCAGCUUCAUCUCUCCAUCAUUCAGCGGCGAAGCAUCUGGCCAUCUUGGCUCAUAGGAACGGGGUUAACAGGAGGUACCUCCUCACUCUACUGGCAUCCGCCGCAGCCAUACCUGAGGCCGGUGAAUCAAGAAAAGCCCUAUUGCAAGAUUAUGUGAAGAAAUCAAAGGAAAACAAAGAAAAGAAUGACAAGGAGAGGCUGGACGACUUUUACAAGAGGAAUUACAAGGAUUAUUUUGGUUUCAUGGAAGGCUCGGUUAGAGAGAAGCCAGUGGAGGAGCUCACGGAGUCGGAGAAAGGAAUUCUCGCAUGGCUUGACAAGAACAAGUAGCUAGUGUUGAGCAUGAGAGGAGCACGCCAGCCACCAAAUGGCUGAAACAGCUUUUUCGAUAGGAAAAUUCCUUGCCCGGUUAAGUUCUCAAGGAGUUAAUAAGCUUAGCAUUUAGCACCUCACUCGCCUCUUAAAUCUGGUGCAACUUGUUCCGUUUCAUCAUUGUCGUCUCAUCUGUGCAGCACAAAUCUUUGCUUGA